This is a messenger RNA of Recurvomyces mirabilis, 2475 nucleotides long. RefSeq names its product DNA-binding transcription factor. The record is from RefSeq and is a predicted model, not a curated record. Gene Ontology annotation, biological process: regulation of transcription by RNA polymerase II. Bases 1 to 2475 code for a protein of 824 amino acids. Lineage: Eukaryota; Fungi; Ascomycota; Dothideomycetes; Mycosphaerellales; Teratosphaeriaceae. Gene Ontology annotation, molecular function: RNA polymerase II transcription regulatory region sequence-specific DNA binding; DNA-binding transcription factor activity, RNA polymerase II-specific. The transcript has a single exon. Gene Ontology annotation, cellular component: nucleus.
AUGGAGCGAGGCCGGUCGCCUUCUUCGGGCCAUGCUCACUCUAUAAGACACCCACACUCCGCCUCCACCUCGCCGCACCCGCCGCUCAAUGCUUCCUUUGCCGGCAGUCAGAACAUAUCCGCACACGAUAACAGCUUCAAGUCUCUGAACCCUCAGGGCUUCUCCACAGCCGCUUUCUCCGACCCCAGCUUCACGCAGGACUACUCACAGCAGGCGAAGUGGUCGCUGGACCCCACCUUCAAUACUGGUUAUCAGCAAGAGCAGAGCGGACAGUCGCAGAUAUCGCCGUCGCAAAGACUGUCAGAUACUACGAACCACCAGGCAUUUCUUCAGACGUCAAAUCUAGCAUCGCAAGACUACAGCCAGAACGGUCAAGGCAGCAAUCACGUUUCGCCUAGUGCGCUGAACCAGAACAAUCUCCCUUUCAGCCAAGACACAAGCGCAUUUCCCUCUUUCGACUUCAACCAACCUGACUACGAUCUGUCACGGUCAAGCUUCGACGGCGGCGCAUCGCUUGAUCCACAAUUAUUAUCUGGCUUGGACGCAGGAUCACUGGAUCCGUUAUCCGUAAAUCCCCUUAGCAGCAAUCUUGCUGUGUCACAAGACCAAAUGGCUGCCACUAUGCAGUCCCACACCCCCACACCACCUCACAACUUGUACCCAGACAUGACGCGGCGACAAUCUGGAAGUCCUAGCCCGCAUGCGACACCAGGAUUUGCGCAAAACGGUUUCCAGCAGCAGAUGGGCCGACCGCGCAAUGUUUCCGAGUCGCUCGACCCGGCCAGUGCAAUGUUUCCGCAAGGUCAGAACGAGUGGCCCUCGCGCGCAUAUGGUGGCCACAGACGGCAACACUCGGAUAACAUCUCUGAGCUGUCGUCACAUUCGGCGCAAGCAUCACCAUACCUGGCAACUCUGGACAGCUUCGAUCAGAACCCUACCACCCCACCAACGAUGCACCCGGCUCAGGAUGCAGUGUUCAAUGGCGAUCUCGGCUUGCAGGGCUUCUCUAUCAGCGAGGGCCAGAUGCAGCAGCCUUAUAUCAGCCCCAACCACAGUGGAUAUCCUUCUCCACAACCACAAAUCCAGCAACUACCACCUUUCACGGCCGACAACCAUUACGGUCUUGCAGCAACAAUGAAUGGUCAAUUCACUCAGCAGGCGAAUGGUCUCGAUCUAUUCCCAAAUGUGGCGCAAGAUCCCUUUCCAGCUCUCAACCAUACAAGUCCUGGCGAAGGCGCGGCUGACCAAAUGAGCCCGCCUGAGAUCAAUAUUGACUAUGCGCCACCAACGAGGAAUCCCAUGGAGAAUAUGCGAGCUGGUACUCAUGCAGACGAUACUUUGAGUCCGCCUCUACGAAGUCAAAGUCGCAAUAGGAUGCGCGCGAAGUCGGACUCACACGCUGGCUCCCGGCCGACGUCACCUUUCAUGCCUGGUCGGGUGAGAUCACCGUCUCUGCAACCACAAACUUCGGACCCCGGCGAGUUAUUGGCACCCAUCAACGACAGGAAGAACUCACGGUCACCAUCCCCUGGUCGUGGUCGUGCCGGGUCACAUGGAUCGCGCCAAAGAAGUACUAGUCAUGCUUCCGACCAACGCGACUACAUUCUUGACCUAGCCGACCCCGACCGCUCGCCCUCCAACGGCGCAGACAAGGGCCGCAUACAGAAACACCCAGCUACCUUCCAAUGCCAUCUCUGCCCCAAACGCUUCACACGAGCCUACAACUUGCGGUCUCACUUGCGCACACACACCGACGAGCGGCCCUUCGUCUGCACAGUCUGCGGCAAAGCCUUCGCCCGACAACACGACCGCAAACGUCACGAGGGUCUGCAUUCGGGCGAGAAGAAGUUCGUCUGCAAGGGUAACCUCACGAGCGGCGCACACUGGGGUUGUGGGCGGCGAUUCGCUCGCGCAGAUGCAUUGGGCAGACAUUUCCGAUCAGAAGCCGGACGCGUAUGCAUCAAGCCCCUCCUCGACGAAGAAGCGGCAGAGCGCCAACGAGCAUGGAUGGAAGAACAACAACAGGCGCAAGUCGCCGCCGGUCUCGUCGCUCCACAACCCAUGCUCGACCAACCGCACAUGGAUCUCAAUAAUUUCCUCCCGGCGGCAUUACUGCAGCAGUAUCCUGCCUUAGCCGGGAUCGACUGGAGUUCCGUGCCUCAGGACCCACCGAUCGAUGAGGAGUACUCUGGCCGCAGCUCCUUUGACGCUGGGGCUAGUAGCGGUGGCGAGUAUUAUGACGACGGCAGCGAGAAUGAAAUGGGCGGGUAUCCGGACCCGGGGAUGACGGGGUUGAAUAAUAUUAACACGAUGACUACGAUGAGUAUUAUGAAUGGGUUUGGGGUGAACAUGGGACAGGGGCAGAGGCAGGCGCAGGGUGGUGCUCAGCAGCAGCAGCAUCAGGGGUUUGGUGGUGGUGGGGGGAUGUAUCAUAACCAGGCCGGGGAUUACUUGAGUGAUUUUGAGGGGAGAUGA